AUGGCUUCGGUGCGGGAAACAUCGGCAGAACAACAGCGUUCCAACAGCGUACCCUACCCGAAGCGGGCGAGUUUAAACAGUGUGAAGAGCGGACAAACACGUUCACCACGUGGAAUUAUUGACUGUGUGCGCGGGAUGCGCUGUGCUUGCAGACAAGUGCAGCUGAAGUGCAGUUGGUGUGCCGGGCAUUACGGGUGUCAGUGUCACGGCAUCGAGUGAGUUAUUCUACUUCAAGACAAAAGCAUUUCAACUGCUGCGGCUCUGGUGUAGUGUGUUGUGUUUACCUUCGAUUCGGUUUAACCGUAACCGUAAGACACCGGGUGUAGAGACCGGAGAACGUGAGUGAAUGGAUUAUGGGUUAUGAAACACCGUUCGGCGGUGUCAUACGCUGGAACAACGAUAGUUCGUGUCUUAACACAUUUAAUGAAGUGUUGGAUGAAGGUGCGCAAUACGGGUGCAAAAGGAGCUUAACGCAGGCGCUGGCCCUGAAGGAGAAACAGCAUUUUGGAACGUGCCGCUGUCUUGGGAAUGACUUUUCGCAGCAGGGCGGAAUGAAUGCAGGCAUUGAGGCCCUGCGGCCGGGCACAAUUUAAAAGUUGACAGCUUUUCAUGUGUACGCUUCAGCAUAACUCAACCGUGGAAAUAGGCCAAGAUCCUGGUCACCAUCAUCAUCGUUGCCGUCGUUCUGUAGCAACCGUUUAAGGUACAGGUGACAAAAAAUCGUAACAGUGAAAAACGCGACAGAUAGAAUACGAAACGGAACGAACAAAAAAAAUACACAAGCACAAGGUGCACAAGGUGCAACACUGAAAUUCAUCUACAGUUGACAGGAUCAUUAGUGACGUUUAGCGCACUCGGUGACGGUACGCUGCACGGUAACGACCGGUAGAAGUGGGCAAAGCAAAAACACGAUGAUCACCAUGAAAGAAAGCGUGCAUGAAAAGUCGGUCCUGUGCUCGGUGCAAACCUGCUGGCAGGAGACUUUCCCGGCGGCCGGUGGUAGAAGUGCGUGUGUGACAAGUGCCGUACUGCGGAUGUGUUCCGACAGCUCGAAAAAGUGUUAAAAGUUAAUUGAAAUCGGACUGUGUCAAGCACGGCAAAGAAAAAGGAAACCCGGCAAGGAAAAAAAGCUUCCCUUAACACGGCUGCUAAGCAAUGCAUUCAGCUCAGCUCAGCCCGGCCCAUACACAACUACCAUGCAAUCGUACGUACUUUGCACUAAGCAAGGCACAAAUGAGUGAGCUCGCGUGUUGAAACCGAGGAAACGAUUUGCAUAGCUGACACAGUGCAGUGAUACAGUUGUGGGGCUAGUGUGUGCGUGCGUGUGUGUGUGUGUUUGGAUGUAAAUUUUCCCACGGGUAUAAAAUCUUACCUGACACAUCCAUCCCUUCCGUGCAUGUACACAAAAGCAUUGCGCUGCAUACAAUUUGCACACGCUUCUUCGCAUGUAAGGAUGAAUGGUUUCCAUGAGCGCGAACGGUGGGCACGUGAUGUGUGAAUGGGACACGAAUGCAACUGCAACAAGUUGGCCUAGUGCAAAGGUGGCCCGCUUACGUAAGGUGCGUAAUUAAGCAAAAUCGUUCUACAAAUAGAAUGGAUUAUAAAAAGGGUAUUUAAAGCGUUCGUUCGUGACUGUGUGUGAGCUCGUUCGAUAGAAGCAGAAAGGUGAAUUAGCUUUAGAAAUACAGGUGGAAAAAGAGACUACAAAAAAGGCCACCAGAAAAAAAAAGAUUCCUUUUUCGAGCCUUACUUUACUACAAUCGAUGCUGUCUGUCAAUCCACGUCAACUACCCGGAACCGUGUAACCAAAGGAACGAAACGCACGUGCCAUGGCUUGGGUUUACACCGGUACCGAUCUGAGCUAUCUCUUCUGUUGCUGUAAUCAAAGGCAUCUUCUAGCUGUGAUAUUCAUCUUUACCAUCGUCAUGGGCGCACCACAUACGGAUUUCACCUCUUCGCAGCGGCAAACGGUGCAAGAUACCGAUAGCGGCAACCAUCGGAAUCAUCAACAGCACCAACAUCAUCACCACCACCAUCAGCAGCAGCAUCAUCAACACCACCUUCAACACCAUCAACACCAUCAGCAACAACAACAUCCGGUCUCAUCGGUAGCCCCUUCCGUGUCACCGUUUACGGCCGCAAUGUAUUUUGCCACCCAAAACAACACAAAAGUCACUGCACAACGAGGCGGCACGGCACUGCUACCGUGCACCGUCAUCAGCCAAUCUUCUGCCCUGGUAUCGUGGAUCCGGCGGCAGGACUUCCAGCUACUAACGGUCGGUCUCUCGACGUACAGCAGCGACGAACGGUUUCUGGUCGAGCAUUUGCGCCACUUGGGCCACUGGGCGCUGCGGAUCAAGUCCGUGCGCACCGAGGACGAGGGACUGUAUGAGUGCCAGCUGUCCGUUCAUCCCGUUCAAUCGGUGUUUGUCGAGCUUAAAGUCGUAGAGGCAGCAGCAGAAAUAGCCGGAGCACCCGAUCUACACAUUGAUGAGGGAUCCACCUUACGGCUAGAGUGCAAAUUACAGCGCGCUACCGAGAAUCCGACGUUCGUGUUCUGGUACCACGAGCAGAACAUGGUAAACUUUGAUCAGCUGAACGGAUUUUCCGUCACACCGUUCCAACCGCCGGCCACCGCCGGUCACCCAUCGCACCUGCAUCCCUACCUGUUGCCCCAUCCGCUAGAGGACGAGCACGAUCUGCCACUGUCGGCCGAGGACGAGCAGGGCUUCAAUCUGCUCGAUGACGAACGACUGCUCCAGCGCUCGCUACAACUCGGGCAGGAUUCUUCCGAACCCUUCCUGACGCCGUCCUCCUCCUCCUCGCUACUCCUAGCGUCGCUGGCUGCGGCGGCGGCAGCCUUAUCUUCCUCACCCUACCACCAGCAGCACUUGGAUCGAACGGAUUCGCUGGAACGGCAGGACGAACUGUCGGCCGGUGGUACGGCAUCGUCCGAUGCGCCCGGCCAUCGUCAUCCGCAUCUGCACCAUCAGCACCAUCAUCCGCACCACGGUCAGCAUUAUCCGGCGAUGAAUUACAGCGACCCGAUGCCGUACUCGCACAUCCUCACUCCGGCACCGAGCGUGCUAACGAUCAAGGAGGUCCACUUAAGGCACGCCGGUAAUUACACGUGCGCACCAUCGAACGCUCGCCCAGCCAGCAUCACCGUACACGUGCUGCAAGGUGAGAAGCCGGCAGCGAUGCAGCACGCCAACCGCAGCCAGCUGGACGACGGUGGCAAACCGUCCCGAAGCGGAAGCUACCCACAGCGACCGACGCUGAUGCUGGUGCUACUGCCGCACCUGGCGAUGGUGAUGGCAAUGAUGGCGACGACGUUGAUGCUGUACGGUUCGGUAGCGCACCAUCGGUGAAACGAAAUGUCGCUAAUAAGUGUUGAAUCACGUCGAUUCGGGUCGGUACGAUGAAGGAUGGUAAAAAUGUUUUAUAUAAGAAAAUUAAAUAUUUAAAAAAAAACACACACACAUAUAAAUACAGGAGAACCACGACGAGCAUGUAAGGCAAAUUGUUGCAAACACUGUAUCAUAGUUCAAAGCGGGGAAAACAAAUUGCAAGCGCAGAAAGAAGGAUAUAAUGUGAGAGAAAAACGGGGGGAAAAGAAAUGUAACAGUAUUUUACUCCAACUUGCAUUUUCCAGCGUUGUGCGUUUAAGUUUUCCUAUCCGACUGGCUAAUGGAGAGGCAAUGUUUCGCAGCAGCGAAAUAAUUCCGAUUCUGAUCAGAAAGCAACUGCUUCCUGCGGGACGCGAGUUUUUUACCGCUUCCUGGAGCCUGGUCAUAUGUACGUUUCCCCCUCCCCAAACCAACGACUAAUGUUCAACAGCAAAAAAAAAACCAUUGGAAAGCGGUAAAUACGAUUAUGGAAAACUGAACGAAACCAAAAGUAAAAUUUAAAAGAAAAACCCACACACACGUGGGCAUAGCUAGAUCAAAUGUUAUAUCGGUGAGAAAAAGGGAGCAGGAAGAGUAGAAGUGAGAAGCCAACGGGUAGUAGUAGUGCCACAUGAUCAGCGGUACGACAGGAUGAGUUGCGUAGUGAACCGCGUGUUGUAGCGAAAGCGGCGCAAAGGGAAAAAGUAUUAUUCAUAUACAGGAAGUAUUCAGAACUAAAUAAAAAAAACACACACACACAAACUGCUCUAAACUCUGAAA
This is a messenger RNA of Anopheles stephensi (Asian malaria mosquito), 4169 nucleotides long. RefSeq lists its product as uncharacterized. The coding region runs from base 1830 to 3371 and encodes 513 amino acids. Gene Ontology annotation, cellular component: neuron projection membrane. Gene Ontology annotation, biological process: synapse organization. The record is from RefSeq and is a predicted model, not a curated record. NCBI's taxonomy places the organism in Eukaryota, Metazoa, Arthropoda, Insecta, Diptera, Culicidae. The transcript is spliced from 9 exons.